AUGCAUAAGACUUAUUCCCUAAGAAACCAGAGAGCUCCAACUGCUGCCGAAUUGCAGAACCCACCUCCACCACCAAGUUCUACCAAAAAUAAGUUUUUUGGUAAGGGUGGAUUGGCUUAUCAAUUUAGAAAAAAUACUGCUGGUGCCUUUGGCCCAGACUUAUCUCGUAAGUUGUCUCAAUUAGUUAAAAUGGAAAAAAACGUUUUGCGUUCAUUGGAAGUUGUUGCUAACGAAAGAAGAGAUGCUGCUAAGCAAUUAUCUUUGUGGGGUUUAGAAAAUGAUGAUGAUGUUAGUGAUAUCACUGAUAAGUUGGGUGUUUUAAUUUAUGAAAUUAGUGAAUUGGAUGACCAAUUCAUUGAUAGAUAUGAUCAGUACAGAUUAACCAUCAAAAGCAUCAGAGAUAUUGAGGGUAGUGUUCAACCUUCUAGAGACCGUAAAGAUAAAAUCACUGAUAAAAUUGCUUACUUAAAAUACAAGGAUCCCUAUUCUCCCAAAUUGGAAAUUUUAGAACAAGAACUAGUCAGAGCAGAAGCUGAAAGUUUAGUUGCUGAAGCUCAAUUAUCUAAUAUCACUAGAUCGAAAUUAAGAGCUGCCUUUAAUUAUCAGUUUGAUUCUGUCAUUGAACAUUCCGAAAAAUUGGCUUUGAUUGCUGGAUAUGGUAAAGCUAUGUUGGAAUUGUUAGAUGAUUCACCAGUUACGCCCGGUGAAACCAGACCAGCUUAUGAUGGUUAUGAAGCUUCUAAGCAAAUUAUUGUUGAUUGUGAAGGUGCUUUGAAUGAUUGGACUUUGGAUACUGCACAAGUUAAACCAACUUUAUCCUUUAGGUUAUAUGACGACGAAGAGGAAGAGCAGGAGCAACCAGAGUAUGACGUUGAAGAUUAUGAUCAAGAAGAGGAAGAAGAAAUUGACGAUAGAAUCCCAAAUGAAUUACAUGAAGCUCAACCAGCUCAACAAGCAAUUCAUGCUUAA
This is a messenger RNA of Saccharomycodes ludwigii, 969 nucleotides long. It is a transcript of the gene PIL1, whose product is annotated as lipid-binding protein PIL1. The record is from RefSeq and is a predicted model, not a curated record. Gene Ontology annotation, biological process: eisosome assembly; negative regulation of protein kinase activity; endocytosis. NCBI's taxonomy places the organism in Eukaryota, Fungi, Ascomycota, Saccharomycetes, Saccharomycodales, Saccharomycodaceae. Gene Ontology annotation, cellular component: eisosome filament; plasma membrane. Bases 1 to 969 code for a protein of 322 amino acids. The transcript has a single exon. Gene Ontology annotation, molecular function: lipid binding.